Aphanomyces invadans is the source of this 4175-nucleotide messenger RNA. RefSeq lists its product as hypothetical. The transcript is spliced from 15 exons. Gene Ontology annotation, cellular component: SCF ubiquitin ligase complex. Lineage: Eukaryota; Oomycota; Saprolegniomycetes; Saprolegniales; Verrucalvaceae. Gene Ontology annotation, biological process: SCF-dependent proteasomal ubiquitin-dependent protein catabolic process. Gene Ontology annotation, molecular function: protein binding. The record is from RefSeq and is a predicted model, not a curated record. Bases 15 to 3548 code for a protein of 1177 amino acids.
GCGAUCUUGACAACAUGGCGCCGCCGCUGAAGUCGAAGCGGACAAAGGCGGCGACGGGUGUGCCUGCCAAGACUCUCGCUUCAUGGAUGGAGCGGUUAGUGCAGCGCCAAAAAGCACGAAAGGAUUAUCUGUGCCACCUCCGUGAUACGGAUUUGACCAUUGGAGCCCCAGUUGCGUUCGGCGACAAGGUGCGACGUGCCGUGGAUCUUGCAGGUGGUGCAGUCGCAUUGACGGAGUCUCCGCCGCCGCAUCUGUCAUUUAAGGACUGUUUGAGGAAGCACCCAUGCACGCAUGUCAACUUGUCGGAACUCGACGUGAACGCCUGGAUGCCAACGCUUGUGGCUCGCACAAUCCCUCCUGGAGUUCCUGUCAAACCUUCCGUGUGUGAUUCGCUUCAUCUUCGGCACUCCAUCGUCAACGACGGAGCGAUAAAACAUAUUGGGAACCUCAAAUUCGUUCAAAUCCUCGACAUAUCUGGGUGCGACUUGCUCACGGACGUGUCCCUGCAUGUCAUCCGCCGCUCGUUGAGCCAGUUGUCGGCGCUUUACAUCAACGAUUGCCGUAACUUUAGCAGCGAUGCGCUUGUCGCGACCUGGACAGACUGCACAAGGUUGCGUCGCCUUUAUGCGCGGAACUGCCCGGGUGUGACCGAUCGCGUCUUGCUCUGCAUUGCGACAACCAAACGCGCCCCCGAAUUCCAAGUUCAAGUCGUGGAUGUUCAGCGGUGCCGCCACGUGACUGACUCUGGCGUCGGCGACCUGGCACAUUCCAAACAAGACUUGGAGCUGACGUACCUUGGUCUUGGCCACUGCCCUCACGUGAAAACGAUGGCGUUCUUUUCAUUUGAAGCGUCGCGGUCCCUCGCCCAUCUUGACACGCUCGACAUGGUGGCGUUGGACAUUGACGAGACGGCUAUCAGUUGGCUCACGACAGGUUGCAGCGCUACUCUGACCAAGCUCAACCUGGCGCACUGCCAUAAACUCAACGACUUUUGUCUUGCCCUGCUUGGUCGGUGUCGGAAACUCUUGUGGCUCAGUCUAAAGGGAUGCGCCCACGUGACGUCUGCAGGGCUUCGGGAUCUCGUCCAGCCCCAAGGAGCACCUUUGUCAGCCACAACCAGGAAGCAGCGCGACGACAGCGACGUUGACUCGUCCCUGUUGACAUAUCUCAACCUGAAAAACUGCGUCCGAGUCGACGACACAGCGAUGGCCGAGUUGGCUCAAGCGUGCCUCGACCUUGAGGUCCUCAACCUGCGUGGGGUGCCGCACGUGACGGACAUCGGCCUCACAGCCCUCGCGAAGCGAUGCACCAUCUUGAGGUCGCUCAAAGUCUCCGGCUGCAGGAAUCCUGCGUUCUACGGUAGACCAGACGUCGGCGACCAUGGGUUGCGAGCGCUGAGCAAGUUAUGUCGCCACUUGACCGUACUGGACUUGGCGGGCGCCCCACGAGUGACGACACUCGGCAUCGCAGCUAUCGCCGCGACAUGCUCCAACUUGGAAAAGAUCACGCUGACUGACACACCGGUCGAUGACGUUGCAGUUUUGGCGCUCUCGGCACACUGCCCCGCGCUUCAUACGCUGCAUUUGUCCAAAUGCCGACACUUGACCGAUGUAGCCAUCGAAGCGAUCGCGAGCGGGUUGUUUAAUCUGCGCGUGUUGUCCCUGGCAUGGAUCUCAAACCUUACCAACAAGAGUUUGGUGGCGCUCGCGGCGACCAAGUCCCCCAUCGAGACGUUGGACUUGACUGGCGACUGUCAAAUCGACGACGACGGGCUGUCAGCUCUCGUUGCGGGGUGCCACCGCCUCCGCCAUGUCGUUGUCAAAGGAUGCGACCGCCUCACGACAGGCUGCCUCCGCGACAGCGCUCUCAAGCUCCCGUUUUGCCGUCCGCAGCUGUGUCCAGACGCCCAAGUGCUGGAGCCGCAGUCGCCUGCAUGGAUUGCCAUAUACGAGCACUUGGUGGAGCAGUACAUGGCUGCUUGUACACUGCAAGCGUGUGCGCGUAAGUGGAAGCAGCGCGAUGCGUCGUUCCGAGUCAUGGCCCGACGAAAGCUGCGACGGCAACGGCGCGCUGCCACCAAGAUUCAGCGAUGUUAUCGCUGCCACCACCAAUGGCUUGCGUUCCUCCGCAUGUUGUCGCUGGGCCGCAACGUUAAAGUGAUCGUACACGUCCAAGCAGUGUACCGCGGCAACAAGUCCCGCAUCGCGUCGCGUUCGUGGAAAGCGUUGGCGACGUCGAGUGCAAAUAUCAUUCAGCGCGCGGCCAAGCGUCACCUGUACCGGCGACACACCCACGCGCGCGACAUUCAACGAGUCUACCGUGGCUAUCGCGGCCGCGUUGUUGUCAUGGAGAUGGUGCAGGCGCGUCGCGACGCCGCCGGUAUUCGACUCGUGGCCUGGGCGCGGCGAUGCUUCGCCCGCUACGAGUUUCACCAGCGCGCCCGUGUGAUUUCAGCCCAUGUGCGCCGCAUUCAACGCGUGUAUCGGUCGUACUCACGCCGCGAACGGCUGCGGAACCUUGUGAAGGCGGUCAUUGCGAACGCCACACGCAUUCAAUCGGUGAUGCGAAUGGUGCUUGCCAAGGCCAAGGUCGCGUGUCACCGUGCACGCUGCCAUGCGAGCAGCCUUCGCAUUCAAACCGUUUACAGGGGGUACAGGACGAGGCGGUGGUUCCGCCAUUACAAGACGCAUGUCGUCGGCGCCACGAUCCGCAUCCAAGCGUGGGUGCGGCGCAACUGGCACCGCCGCGCCUACCUCCACACCCGCAAGUGCAUUAUUGCAGCACAGCGCCGGUUUCGAACAUACUUGUCCAUUCGAGACAUGCACAUCAUGAUCUUGCGAGCUCUCCAUGCGAGGCGAUGGGCUGCGGCCGAAUUGAUCCAGCGAGUGUAUCGAGGCCACCUCGGUCGCCGACGGGCGACCCUCUUUCGCAAGAUCCAGCGGGCCAAGUUCGCGCGCAAAGGUCAGAACGCGGCGGAAUUCUUUGUCCGUCGACGCUUCCUCCGGCGGGGAGCGGCCAUCCGAGUCCAAAGGUGGAUUCGACCCGUCCUUCAACGCAUGCGCAUGACAAGCAUCCACGCGUGGCGCACGCGGCAAGCCAAGCUCUGCAUUCAGCGCUACGUGAAAGGAUGGCUCGCUAGAGUGUUAGCGAAACGAGCCAAGGCGCGGCUAGUGGCUGCCACCCAGGACAUGCAACGCGUGUAUCGAGGUCACCGCGGCCGGCAAGUUGCGCGCGCGAGAUGGAUUGCAAGGCAGCGGCUCCUGGCUGCCAUUUUCGUGCAAAAAUUUGUGCGUGGGUUCUUGGCGCGGUGUUACCGGCGGCGGUACUUUGCCGAGGCGACCGCAGCCGCGAUCAAGAUGCAAAAAGUCUACCGGGGCAAUCAAGGACGCCGUGUCGCUGCCAUCGAGUACGUAGCGAGCGCAGUCUCUCCCGUGCUGUCCUUGCAAGUGCCGGCUCGGACUCAUCAUAUCCAUCGCAUAGGCGAGCCAACCGAACGCUGGCCGCGCGAGACAAGUACAGGGCGUCUCUGCGCGGGAAACUCGACUUGAAGCUCGACAUGCGCGAGCGCAAGUUCUUUUUGCAGCGGCAAAUUGCCGUCAUGGAAGUCUCGCACAAGCAACUCAAACGAAGGCGGAUGGGGUACGAGAAGAAGAUGGAGGACGUGCGCGCAAAUCGAGCGGCCGUGUGGGCCCGGGCAAACGAAGUCGUCCAUGAAACGUACUCGUUGAAGCGGUCGGAGCAACCCCACUUUGCAUUGCAAUCCAGCCAUCACGAGAUGCCGACGAGACUGACGGCUCGUGCGUCGUUGUAGGAAUCUGGUCGGCGCGAGCGAAAACGUGUUCGUGACCAAGCUCGAGCUAGACGACAACUUGGCACAUAAAGCGCAACUCACGGCGCAGCUCAUGGCCGUCCAUGUAAAGGUCGCAACGUUCAAGCGCAUGCUCCAAGCCAAAAUCGAGGAAGUGCGCGUGAUGGACCCUGUCGAAUUUUGGGCGAUUGCACAAGCCAGCGGGGUGUUUGACUUUGCCAGCAACAGCACGGCCAACGACAGCGACCUGUCCAUGGCGGCGUAGCGCGUUCGACAGCGUGAAGAGUUGACACCGCCAGAUGGUCGCCCGAAUUGCACGGACAUUGUGCUGUAAAUACCAUUCUAAAUAUACCGAUGACGAGCUCCA